This is a messenger RNA of Tachysurus vachellii, 3490 nucleotides long. Its product is annotated as sialic acid-binding Ig-like lectin 5. The record is from RefSeq and is a predicted model, not a curated record. Lineage: Eukaryota; Metazoa; Chordata; Actinopteri; Siluriformes; Bagridae. The transcript is spliced from 11 exons. Bases 1 to 1968 code for a protein of 655 amino acids.
AUGGCACUCCAUGGGAGAUCACCGUCAGGAAAGAUCUCCUCUCUCAGGUACAGGGGCAAUCUUACACCCCUGCUCAGAGAUGUGGAAGCUCUGGAUCUGGCCCCUGAAGGGGACCUCUCAUCUGAAGUGGAGUCUUUUUCGCCUCUGGUGCAAUCAACACUACCUCGACCCAGUUCACUGCCUGACCAUGCCUUCUGUCCUUCCUGGGACCUCUCUGUGGUCUUGGAGAAGCUGCUGGAAGAUCCCUUUGAGCCCAUGGAGUCAGCCUCUGAGAAGUUACAGCUCUUAGCCAUGGCCUCCCAAAAAAGAGUGGGAGAUAUUCAGGCCCUUUCAGUCACCCAGGCCUGCAUAGAAUUUGCCCCUGGCAUGUCCAAGGCUAUCCUGUACCCCAGGGCAGGAGAGGUCCCCAAGGUUUCCAGUCCUCCGCCCCAUGAGACUUGGUGGAAAACUUGUGGCCUUGUGCUCUCUCACGGCCUCUGGCACAGUCAUCGACCGGUGUGUUUCAGUGUGGGUAUUGACAUUCCCAUGGCAUCAGCCUUGACACAGCAUCAAGUUCCCUUCAAAGGGAACUACACCAGCUCGUCAUUGUUUGUUUUUUGUUUCAAGAUUGAAGAACGAUAUGAUGCAGACCUCCAGGGAGAUCUUACAGGAAUCUGGUUAAAAGAUGGCAUUGAUGUUCAAAAUAACAAAGUCUUUAACUCUAAAGUAAAUACAGAGAACAAGAUUGAAGGUGAAAUUAUAGGAGAUCUCCUCAUGAAGAACUGCACCACCUUCUUCUAUGAUAUCAGACAGAGUGACAUUGGAACAUAUUACUUUAGAUUAGAGGCUUUAGGAAAACUGAAAUACACAUAUAAUUCUCCAUCAGUAUCAGUAAGAGUUCAAGUAUCUCCAAUCAGCCCCUCAAUAACACUGUAUAAGGAGGAUCAGGGGGAGGUGGAGGACCACAAUGAGGUGGUGGAGGGAACUUCACUGAGUCUCAUUUGCUCUGCUCCAGCUGCUCCAUGUCUCUUAAAGCCUCCCACUUUUACAUGGAGCUUCCUACCUGGGGAGAGAAGACAGGAGCAGAAGCACAACACCAGCUUCAGCUCCUCAAAGCUGAACUUCAACGCUACUCACCUGCAUCAUGGACACGAUUUAAACUGCACUGCCACCUACAAGCUCCAGAACCAUAACAAAUCAGUACAGAGCUCUCGUACUCUACAUGUUCUGUAUGGUCCUAGAGACACAUCACUAUCAGUGUCUCCAUCUGAUUCAGUACUUUUGGGCAGUUCAGUGUCUCUGAGUUGCAGCAGUGAUGCAAACCCAGCAGUGCUGAACUACACCUGGUACAGAGAGAACGGAGAGCAGAUAGGAACCGGAGACCAUCUCACCAUCAACACGACUGAUUCUACACACAGUGGUUUAUAUUACUGUAGAGCUCAAAACCAGCACGGAGAUCAGAACACAUCUGUGUUCCUGGAUGUUCAGUAUGCUCCCAAGGUCUCUCCAUCCUCCAGCUGUAACAGCACUCAGGAUUUGAUCAUGUGUUCCUGUGAGGUUCGUGGAAAUCCAUCUCCUAAACUGCAGUGGAGUCUCUCUGAUCAAACAUCUUCAAUCAUGAGGGAAGAGUCUGUGAACAACACAACCUUAAGAAGCUCCAUCUCCGUUCAUCAGUCAUUUACAGACAUGCUCACUCUGCAGUGUGUUGGCUCCAAUAACCUGGGCACCGACACACAGCUCUUCUAUAUAAAGAAAGUUCCUCAUCACUCUAAUAAAGCUGUGGAUAUUUCAUCUUUGCUGAUUGGUGCUGCUGUGAUGGUGAUGGUGUACGGUAUUUUCCUGUGGUUAAGGAGAGUUUAUAAUUCCCAGUCUGAUGGAGAAGACACAACAGGAUUCAUUUUAACUAAUAUGCAGUUGAACACACAAGUGCUUUCUCCUUUCUCGCUGAUGACUACGCUACGGACCACCUUCGCUCCAGAUACAAAAUAAAGGAGAAAUCAUACAAACUGAGACUCAAGAAAGAAAUACAUGGCUGAAAUCCUUUAUGCACAUGUUAAAUCUAUUAAAGAGAACUGAAGAUGAAAAAAAUAAAUCACAUGGGUUUUGUAAAUUGCUAAGAAAAUCAGAAAAACCUUACUGCUUAAUGCACAAGCUGUUUUAUCUAAUGUGUAUUAAUAAUUGUGUAAUUUAAUUUCUACUUUUCAUCUGAUUAUUAGUAAAUCUGUAAAAAAGUUUGUAAUUAUAUAGUUGCAUAAAAAGUGUGCGUGUGUUUGUAUGUGUGAGUGUGUGUGAGUGUGUGUGAGUGUGUGAGUGUGUGUGUGUGUGUGAGUGUGUGUGUGAGUGAGUGUGUGUGAAUGUGUGAGUGUGUGUGUGUAUGUGUGAGUGUGUGUGAGUGUGUGAGUGUGUGUGUGUAUGUGUGAGUGUGUGUGAAUGUGUGAGUGUGUGUGUGUGUGUGUGUGUGAGUGAAUGUGUUAGUGUGUGUGUGUGUAUGGGUGUGAGUGUGUAUGUGUGAGUGUGUGUGAGUGUGUGUGUGUGUAUGUGUGAGUGUGUGUAAUGUGUGAGUGUGUGUUUGUGUGUGUAUGAGUGUGUGUGUAUGUGUGAGUGUGUGAGUGUGUGUGUGUGUGAGUGUGUGUGAGUGUGUGAGCGUGUGUGUGUGUGUGUAUGUGUGAGUGUGUGUGAAUGUGUGUGUGUGUUUGUGUGUGUGUGAGUGUGUGUGUAUGUGUGAGUGUGUGUGAGUGUGUGUGUGUGUGUGUGAGUGUGUGUGUGUGAGUGUGUGAGUGUGUGUGUGUGAAUGUGUGUGUGUGUGUGAGUGUGUGAGUGUGUGUGUGUGUGAGAGUGUGAGUGAGUGUGUGAGUGAGUGUGUGUGAAUGUGUUAGUGUGUGUAUGGGUGUGAGUGUGUAUGUGUGAGUGUGUGUGUGUGUAUGUGUGAGUGUGUGUAAUGUGUGAGUGUGUGUUUGUGUGUGCAUGAGUGUGUGUGUGUGUGUGUGUGUGAGUGUGUGUGAGUGUGUGAGCGUGUGUGUGUGUGUGUGUGUGUGUGUGUAUGUGUGAGUGUGUGUGAAUGUGUGAGUGUGUGUUUGUGUGUGUGUGAGUGUGUGUGUAUGUGUGAGUGUGUGUGAGUGUGUGAGUGUGUGUGUGUGUGUGUGUGAGUGUGUGUGUGUGUGAAUGUGUGAGUUUGUGUGUGUGUGAGUGUGUGUGUAUGUGUGAGUGUGUGAGUGUGUGUGAGUGUGUGUUUGUGUGUGAGUGAGUGUGUGUGAAUGUGUGUUAAUUCGAUGUGCUCUCUUAUAAAGUGUCCACAGUGUGAAGAAUAAUCUGACUGAGAGAUCAUCUGAUAUACUUAUAGACACUAUACUGUACUCAUCAUUUCCUGUUUUAAAUAAGCUCCGCCCCGUGUGUAACUCCACAUGAACAGUUAUUUCAGUGUUAAAUCCUAACUGGACUGAGUUUAUUGUGCUUAUUAGCAUAAAGCUUUACAUCAAAUUGUAAAAAGCUUGUCAUUAAACGAGUGAUACUU